Drosophila hydei is the source of this 5000-nucleotide messenger RNA. Its product is annotated as glycogen debranching enzyme. The transcript is spliced from 8 exons. The record is from RefSeq and is a predicted model, not a curated record. Gene Ontology annotation, molecular function: 4-alpha-glucanotransferase activity; amylo-alpha-1,6-glucosidase activity. Lineage: Eukaryota; Metazoa; Arthropoda; Insecta; Diptera; Drosophilidae. The coding region runs from base 22 to 4869 and encodes 1615 amino acids. Gene Ontology annotation, biological process: glycogen catabolic process; glycogen biosynthetic process.
ACGGCGUCGAACACGAAUACGAUGCAAAUACAGCCAGUGCAAGGUUUUGAUAAGUUAACGGCACAGGCGAAUGUUGAUGAUGAAGAAGAGGCAGAAGCAGCCGUAGCAAUAGCUGCUGAGCCGUCGAUCAAGAUUAGUGCGAAUACACUUAGUGACACGAGAGUUAUGGGGAAUGCAGGCAGCAGUAGCAUCAGCGGCUCCAGCAGCAUACGCAACAGAUCUGUACAAAAGCGCCACAGUGAGGUUUUAAUAAUGAGCAAGGACACGGACUCGCACAGCAUACCCAUCGCGGAGGGCACAAAUGCUGAGCAUGUACUUUACCGCUUGAAACGCGGCUCCAAGCUGCGCGUCCACCCAGAUGUCGCCCUGCUGGGUCGCAAGAUCCUUCUGCACACCAACUACCCAGCCGAGGGCAAGAAGUUUGUGCGCACCGAAUACCGCGUGCUCAGCUGGCAGCUUAAAGAUGGCCAGCAAAUAACCACCGACGGGCAUCCGGACGUGCAUGUCGUGGACACAGACAUCUUUAGUGAGGUGCACCUAAAUAUGUCGGGCACAUUCCGAUUCUACUUCAGCUUUGCCGAUCUGGAGCGCAAGGCGGACUCUCCGCCGGAUGGCGCGUUGUAUGUGCAGGUGGAGCCCACGCUUCAUGUGGGCCCCGUGGGUGCCCAAAAGGUAAUACCCCUCAAUUCCGUGCGCUGUCAAACUGUGAUGGCCAAGCUGCUGGGUCCGCUGAACACGUGGGAGGCAAAGCUACGCGUGGCCAAGGAGUCUGGCUAUAACGUCAUCCACUUUACGCCCAUUCAGGAGCUGGGCGGCUCGCGGUCCGGCUACUCGCUGCGCGACCAGCUCAGCGUCAACUCGCACUUUGCCGCUAAGAAGGGCGAAAAGGUCACGUUUGAAGAUGUGGAAAAAGUGAUCAAGAAGUGCCGCCAGGAGUGGGGCGUAGCUUCUAUUUGUGAUAUCGUAUUGAAUCACACCGCCAAUGAAUCCGAGUGGCUGCUCAAGUAUCCGGAUGCGACAUACUCGUGUGCAACAUGCCCCUAUUUGCGUCCAGCUUUUCUGUUGGACGCUAUGCUGGCGCAGUGCGGAGUGGAUAUAGCGGCGGGCAGCUUGGAGCAUGUGGGGGUGCCGGCUGUCAUCGAUCAGGAGUGCCAUUUGGAAGCUUUAAAGUACCAAUUGCAUAAUGUCUACCUACCCAAGGUCAAUAUACACGAACUGUAUCAGUGCGACGUGAUGAAGUAUGUGACCGACUUCAUGUCGCAGGUGCGCACACGUGAGCCACCGAAGAAUGUGGCGAACAAGUCACGAUUCCAGGAGAUUCAAUUGAUACAGGACCCGGCAUAUCGUCGCUUGGGUAGCACAAUUAAUUUUGAGCUGGCAUUGGAGAUCUUUAAUGCUUUUCAUGGCGACUGUUUCGAUGAGGAGUCGCGCUUCCGCAAAUGCGCCGAGACACUGCGCCAUCAUCUCGAUGAGCUCAACGAGCGCAUUCGUGCCGAGCUCCAAGGCUACCUCACCUAUGCCAUCGACAACUGCUUGGCGGGCGUGCGCUAUGAGCGCGUCCAGCAUGACGGGCCGCGUGUGCGCGAAAUCUCGAUUAAGCAUUCAGUUUUCAUGACAUACUUUACGCAUACCAACACUGAGGGCAAGUCGCUGAAGGAGAUCGAGGGGGACAUGUACGGCAAAGCGGGCGAAUUCUUUAUGGCCCACAAUGGCUGGGUGAUGGGUUCCUCUGACCCUUUGCUGGACUUUGCCGAAGAGCAACCAGGACGUGCAAAUGUUUAUCUAAAGCGCGAGCUCAUCUCCUGGGGCGACAGCGUGAAAUUGCGCUUCGGCAAGCGCCCGGAGGACAGUCCCUACCUCUGGAAGCACAUGACGGAUUAUGUGGAGACAACAGCGCGCAUUUUCGACGGUGUCCGCCUGGACAACUGUCAUUCGACGCCCUUGCAUGUGGCCGAGUAUUUGCUGGAUGCAGCCCGUAAGAUCAAUCCUGAGCUGUAUGUGGUCGCCGAGCUAUUUACCAAUUCCGAUGGCACCGACAAUGUCUUCGUCAACCGCCUGGGCAUUACGUCGCUGAUACGCGAAGCUCUUUCGGCUUGGGACUCGCAUGAGCAGGGUCGCUUGGUCUAUCGUUACGGUGGCGCGCCGGUAGGCGGCUUCUAUGCGAACCCCAAUCGUGAUGUGGCCUCCAGCGUGGCACACGCACUGUUCAUGGAUCUAACACACGAUAAUCCUUCGCCCAUUGAGAAGCGAACAGUGUACGAUUUGCUGCCCUCCUCGGCGCUGGUGGCAAUGGCUUGCUGUGCCACAGGCAGCAACCGCGGCUACGACGAGCUGGUGCCGCAUCACAUUCACGUGGUGGAUGAGGAGCGCCCGUAUCAGGAGUGGGGCAAAGCCGUUGACUUUAAAACGGGCAUUGUCGCUGCCAAGCGCGCUUUGAAUAUACUGCACGGCCAGCUGGCAGAGGAGGGCUUCAGCCAGGUGUAUGUGGAUCAAAUGGAUCCCAAUGUGGUUGCCGUGACGCGUCACUCGCCCAUCACGCAUCAGACGGUCAUCCUGGUGGCUCACACAGCCUUUAGCUAUCCUCAUCCCAAUGCUGGAGCCACUAACGUGAAGCCGUUGCGCUUUGAAGGCGUCUUAGACGAGAUCAUACUCGAAGCCAACCUGACCAUGAAGAGCGACAAGCCUUUUGAUCGUCCGGCGCCCUUCAAGAAGGACAACCAUGUGCUGAAUGGCUUCACCCAGUUUGAGUUGUCGCUGCAGGAGCACAUACCGCUCAGCAAGUCGCAGGUGUUCGAAACGAAGCACUACACCGACGGCUCCAAUACGCAGCUCAACUUUGCCAAUCUGCGCCCGGGCACGGUGGUCGCCAUUCGUGUCUCCAUGCAUCCCAGUGCACGACUCAGCUUCGAUUGUCUGCAGCAGGUGACAAAUGCGCUGCGCCUUCAGUCGGGUGCCCAGUGUGAGGAACUCAAAUCGAUUGUUUCCAAAUUGGAUUUGACUGCAUUGAGCCGCGUGCUCUUCAGCUGCGAUCAGGAGGAACGCGACAUGGGCCUGGGUGGCACCGCUUACGACAUACCCAACUUUGGACCCAUCGUCUAUUGCGGCCUGCAGGGCUUUGUCUCGCUGCUAACGGAGAUUUCCCCACGCGAUGACCUCGGCCAUCCACUUUGCAACAACUUGCGGGACGGCAACUGGAUGAUGGAUUACAUCGCCGAUCGCCUCAACAACUUUAAUGAUCUGAAGCCGCUGUCCGCUUGGCUCAAAGCAACCUUUGAGCCCUUAAAGAAUGUGCCACGCUACCUCAUACCCUGCUACUUUGAUGCUAUUGUAAGCGGUGUCUACAAUGUUCUGGUCAAUCAGGUCAACCAAUUGAUGCCCAGUUUCAUUCGGGAUGGUCACAACUUUACCCAAUCCUUGGCGGUGUCCACGCUGCAGUUCCUCGCCGUUUGCAAUUCGGCCAAUCUGCCCGGCUUUAGCCCAUCGCUCAGCCCACCAAAGCCGCCCAAGCAGUGCGUCACACUGUCCGCGGGUCUGCCUCACUUCUCCACAGGCUAUAUGCGCUGUUGGGGUCGGGACACGUUCAUUGCUCUGCGUGGCACAAUGCUGCUCACCGGGCGGUUCGCAGAGGCGCGUUUUAUCAUUAUUGGCUUUGCGUCUGCCAUGCGUCAUGGCUUGAUACCGAAUCUGUUGGAUAAUGGAUCUAAGCCCCGCUUCAACUGUCGCGAUGCGGUCUGGUGGUGGCUCUACAGCAUUGCCCAGUACGUGGAGGAGGCACCGAAGGGCGCUGAAAUACUCAAUGAUAAGGUGUCCCGUAUCUUUCCGUACGACGAUUCCGAGCAUCAUGCGCCGGGCGCCUUCGAUCAGGUGCUGCAGGAUGUCAUGCAGGAGGCACUGCAAGUACACUUCCAAGGCUUGCAAUAUCGUGAACGCAAUGCAGGCCAUGAAAUAGACGCACACAUGGUCGAUCAGGGCUUCAACAAUCAUAUUGGCGUGCAUCCAGAGACAGGCUUUGUGUUUGGCGGCAACAGCGCCAACUGCGGCACCUGGAUGGACAAAAUGGGCUCGUCCGAGAAGGCGGGCAAUCGUGGACGACCCAGCACUCCUCGCGACGGCUCGGCCGUGGAGCUGAUUGGGCUGCAGUACGCUUCGCUGCGUUUCAUGCAGGGACUUAGUGAGCGCAAGAUUAUUCCGCACAGCGGUGUGGAGCGUAAGGGACCGUCGGGCGAGGUGACAAAAUGGAGCUACAAGGAGUGGGCGGAUCGCAUACAGAAAAACUUCGAUGCGCACUUCUAUGUCAAGGACACAGACACCACAUCGGUGGCCAACAAGAAGUGCAUCUACAAGGAUAGUUAUGGGGCCACGCAGGACUGGACCGACUUCCAGCUGCGUUGCAAUUUCCCCAUAACGCUGACGGUGGCACCUGAGCUGUGCAACCCGAAGAACGCCUGGCUGGCUUUGGAGCAGGCGAGAAAGUAUCUGUUGGGCCCGUUGGGCAUGAAGACCUUGGACCCAGAUGACUGGAACUACAGAGCCAAUUAUGACAACUCGAACGAUUCGACAGACUGCACCGUGGCACAUGGUGCCAACUAUCAUCAGGGACCCGAGUGGGUAUGGCCCAUCGGUUUCUAUCUGCGCGCCCGACUCAUCUUCGCGAAGAAAUGCGGCCACCUGGACGAGACCAUUGCAGAGACGUGGGCCAUAUUGCGAGCACACUUGCGCGAGUUGCAAACAUCCCAUUGGCGCGGUCUGCCUGAGCUGACCAACGACAAUGGCAGCUACUGCCAUGACUCCUGCCGCACGCAGGCAUGGAGCGUGGGCACCGUGCUGGAGGUGCUGCACGACCUGCACACACUCGGAGCGGACUGCUAGGCAAAAGAUCUUAAUGCGAACUCAACGAAUCUCUCGUUAGCAGAGAAACUAUUAUUCUAAUUGAUACAAAAAAAAAUUAUCCAAAUACACACUUAAAUGGUAGCUGCUACAAAUGAUGCAUUACCAUGAAG